Sardina pilchardus (European sardine) is the source of this 3120-nucleotide messenger RNA. RefSeq names its product family with sequence similarity 83 member Fb (gene sack1fb). Gene Ontology annotation, molecular function: protein kinase binding. The transcript has 5 exons. Bases 97 to 1593 code for a protein of 498 amino acids. The record is from RefSeq and is a predicted model, not a curated record. Gene Ontology annotation, biological process: signal transduction. NCBI's taxonomy places the organism in Eukaryota, Metazoa, Chordata, Actinopteri, Clupeiformes, Clupeidae.
UGCAGCCCAAGGCACUCUCAACAGGUAAGGCGAAGUUGUCGGAACUGUUCCUUAUCUUAGAACUCAGGUGCAACUGCACGCCCCGGCGUCGCAGUCAUGGCGGACUCCCAGCUGGAAUGUAUGGAAGACGGUAACAUAAAGGACAACAUCCCGGAAUCCAGGCCGGAGUUUGUUUAUAGCGAACAGCAGCGUGUUGCCUUGGAGCUCCUACUGAAAGAAGGCGAUGGCGCCUUCAAAACGCAACUGAAAACAGAGAAUGGAAAAGAUUUUUUAUCUGCCCGGGAGGUAAAGUGGUUAAGGGAAACGGUGAAAGAAUAUCAAACUAACGAGGAGGAUGACGAGACUUCUUCGGCAACACCUGAAAGUAAGGAGAAAGAGGGUUCCUCUUCUAGUUUACGUUCAACAUACUGGCCCCAGCUUUCGGACACUGAAAUACCGCCGCUGGAUCUCGGCUGGCCGACAGGAGGUUUCUUUAAAGGUGUCACGCGUGUGGCAGUUCACACGCACCCACCAAAACAGAAUUCGCCUCACAUCAAGGAGGUGGUGCGCAGACUUAUUCAAGAGGCAAACAAGAUGGUCGCCAUAGUGAUGGACCUCCUCACUGACCUCCACAUCCUGCAGGACCUCCUGGACGCUGCCGCCAAGCGCGGCGUGGCCGUCUACGUCGUCCUGGACAUCCGCGGGGCGCCUCACUUCCUGGACAUGGUCAACAGGCUGCAGGUCGGCCCUCUGCACCUCAAGCACCUGCGGGUGAGGACGGUGAGUGGAACAGGGUUCCAGCUCUCCUUCGGGACGAUCCCGGGAAUUCUGUGCAGCAAGUACAUGCUGGUGGACGGAGACAAGGUCAUGUUCGGCUCCUACAGUUUCUCCUGGACCUCCUUCCGCACGGACCGCAAUAUGAUCACCGUCAUGUCGGGCCAGGUGGUGGACUUCUUCGACAACGACUUCCGCGAGCUCUACGCCGUCUCCGAGAAGAUGGACCUCUACAAGGAGUUCCACAUCAGCCGCCCGGCGGCGCCGCACGUCCGCACGCCCUCCGUGCCCAAGCGCCCGGCCGCCACCUCCCGCUUCCAGGUCAGCCUGGGCGACGCCAAGGGCGGCGACGCCGAGGGGGGCGAGCUGAAGGUGCCCGCGCACAAAUACUACAACCCCAAGUACCAGCUGGCGUUCGGGAACAGCCCGGGCCCGUCGGGCGAGCUCCACGACGGGCUGGCCAGGCUGGGGUUGGGAGGAGGAGGAGGGGCGGCGGCGGCGGAGGCCCCCGAGGACCCCGAGGACACUCUCGGCCCGCUGCCCUCGUCGUCGUCGCCGACGGGACUCAAGCCGCCGAGCCCCAAGAAGAGAUCGCUGAAAAACCUCUUCAAGAGGCCGACCAGUCUGAAAGCGUCCAGCACCCCGAGCUCCCCCGCCACGGGCGGCCUGGCCAACGGGAAGGUGGACAGCUCUGAGGACCUGAGUUCGGGGCCGUUCAAGGGGAAAAGCAAAAAACUGUCCAAAAUGGGCGCCAAGAGCCAAUCCUUAAUGACCAUCGACGGGACAGAUGAGAAUGGGGCCAAGAGCAAGAAAAAGAAAAACUCAUGUGCAACAUCUUAAAGAGGUGGUAUACUUCUUUGUGCACAUUUGUGCACAUCAAAGAAUUGGGGGGUGGGGGGGCACACAACAACUCCCCCCCACCCCCAUGCGUGCUGCGUUGAUGACGCCCUGCUCGUCACGGGCCACAUACUCAGGACACAGACGCAGGACUACACCUCUCUACGUCUCUUCGAAGAUAACAGACUCUUAAAAGGGCCUUUUUCUCCCUUUCCUGUUUUAAACAAACACUCCGUGAUGAAAGCACUUUUUACACUGUCAAACCUUUUUUGUACAUUUGAGGAUCUGUUUACUUCAGUCUGCAGACUUUACGGACAAAAUGUGUCUUGCUGUGGAACGAUAUGACCUCUUCUUCAAAACAUGUGGGCUCAAGAAAAUCAAGGGGUAAAGAAUGUACCCUUGGUGACAAGUCAUAGGGUCUCAUUGUCUCAUCAAAUGUUGGUUUUUACUCUGUUGAGUAGAGUAAUGAUUAACUGUGGCUAAACAUGCUGUUUGUAUCUUAUCUCAACAGGAUGUUUUGUUUGUUCCUUUAUAACAUGAAAUGUCUUAAGUCAACUGACCUCAGGUUUGCCUCUGUGGCAACUCAUACACAAACGUUUCUGUGGGAAGACUGACCUCUAGUGGCCGAUACAGAGAACAAUAGCAGAAAAGGCUUCAGACUUGCAAGCUUACGCCUACAAGCAAUACAUUUGCUCUCUUUCCUUCCUGCCUCUCUUUCUCUCUUUCUCUCUCUCUCCCUCCCUCCCCUUAUCUGGUCUAUGAGAGGGAGCAGUGCUGUGUGGGGUGUAGGGUGUGUCAUUACAGUUUUAGCCUUCAGAGCGGAACCACUUGCGUGUGAGCAACACUGAAUCAGGAAGUGGAGAGCCUGCUCAGGAAACAGAGGCACCCAGAGGAAACAAAAAAGGUGUGAACUGCCCACCAGUGACAGGAGGAGCAGUUAGCUUCAAAUCCGUUCGUUUAGAAAAUUACAAUGUUUACCAAAGACAGUAGUUUUCAAAAAAAAAAAAUAAUAAUAACGCUUCCUGAUACAGGGAGUCCAAGUGCCGGUGCAUCUAUUUGCACACAAUGGAGCCACGUAAUAGAACUCGCAACAUAACACACUGGUGAGUUUUGACGACACAGUGACAACCACAAAUGAUGUACGUGACUGCAUGAAGAGCUCAAAGCCGCUCCUCAGGGUCUAAGUGAAAUAAGAAGCGCCUUCAGAGGCCUCAAACCUUCCACUGUCUGGCCUUCAAAGGCCGCUGAGCACCUCCCACUGUUUAUCUGUUCUCUACGUGAAAAUAACUAACCACUGAGCAUGUUGACAGAGCACACACAUCAGAAAUCAAAUCAAGCCCCCCAGGGGACUCCAGCCUCUGCUGUUAAGCCUGACGGAGUAAAGCCUACCUUACACUGACAAGAUUUGGGAAAGAUUCUUGAAAGUUUGUAGUCUUUUGAGUAAAGUCUGAAUGAGGGGCAUUAGUUAAAAGACAAUCUUUCAAGAAUCUUUCCCAAAUCUUGUCAGUGUAAGGUAGGCUUUACAGGAGU